Morus notabilis is the source of this 886-nucleotide messenger RNA. RefSeq lists its product as uncharacterized. The transcript has a single exon. NCBI's taxonomy places the organism in Eukaryota, Viridiplantae, Streptophyta, Magnoliopsida, Rosales, Moraceae. The record is from RefSeq and is a predicted model, not a curated record. Bases 88 to 630 code for a protein of 180 amino acids.
UACGAGCCUAACCUUAACAUUAUAAAGCACCAAAUCCAAAACGCUCUCUUUGCAACUGCAAAGCCCUUCAUAAUCGUAAUUCCCAUCAUGUCUUGCUUGAAUCUGAGGCUCCCAACGGCAAGAAAGGCGUGGUGGAGGAGCUUAACUUCCAAAAUACAAAGCAAACUCCACAAGCUCAACAAGCCCAAAUCCAUCGUCAAGCCAAGAAACCGCCCUAAAACCGUCCCUUCACGAAACAGCUACAAGUUUCUUGGAGCGCGUUUUAAACGCAAACGAUCGCGCCUUGUACAGCCCCGAAGUCCAAAGCGUCAUCUUGUCCUCAUCGGGAGUAGUCGGCAAUGCCACGCCCUGGAGAAAAGCAUUGCGCCUGUUUACGUGGACAAGCUCUUCAAAGAGAGCGUCUCUGGGAGAGUUGAUAAGCUUCUUCAGACUCUCCCGCCAAAGUCUCCCGGAACAAGCAAGGAGGCUACGGGGAACGGGGCGGAAAGGGCUUGCGCUGCCGACGACAUGUGGGAGGCAAUGGGAUUUGCGUCGCCGCAGAUGCAUGGAAUCGACGAGAGGGCGGAGCAAUUCAUUGCUAAGUUCAGGGCAGAAAUGGAGGUUCAGGAGAUGUUGGCUCGUGACUUGUAGUGAUAAAGCCUAUUUGGUUUUGCUUCUUUUGGGCUUUGUAAGAUGAAGGAGAUAAGAAAUUAUAAGCGAAGAUUAGGACCUGUUACAUGUAGAUAAUGAGAUUGUAUCUGGUUCUACUUGUCAGGGAAAAAAAAAAAAAAAAAAGAAUUUUGUACAUAUUAUUGUGUUUGUGUAUGAGUUCUGUUCUGUUGUCGCCAAUAACAGUCCAGUAAAUCAACAAAUUCAUCACACACAAAGAAAUUCCCUUUUUUUUUUU